AUGGGUUCUGCUCGCUUAAGUUCUCGCGUGUCUUCUCCCGCAUCUUCAGCCUCGUCGGCCGCAUUAGGUGCGCAAGCAAGAGGGGAUGCUGCAGCAGCUAUAACGAAAGCAGAAUUGCAAAAGAAACGAAAUGAAAUUGAGUCUCAAAUAGCCUUACAAAUACAAGACAGGAUCCGGAAUUAUCAUUGUCGCGCCAAAAAAUAAACGAAAAAGCCCGGUUAGAACAAUUGCGUCUAGAAGAAGAAGCGGCAGUUGCCGUCGCGAAAGUCACUGCCUUAGAGAAUGAACUAGGAAUAUCUGACCCUCAAGAAUUAGAUCUGCCUGAAGAAAACGUUGACCAAAAAGUAAAUAAUUACCUUGGAAACCAGUGCGAAUUUACACCAGAUAAUAUCGAUAUUGCCCAACUUUCCCAACAACAACAUCCCGCUACCCAACCUUUCCAACAACAACAUCCCCAUACCCAACCUUUCGAACAAGAACAUCCCUCUGCCCAACCUUUCCAACAACAACAUCCCGCUGCCCAACCUUUCCAACAACAUACCGCUGCCCAACCUUUCCAACAACAACAUACCGCUGCCCAAUCUUCCCAACCCUUAGAUCCUACGACAAGUGCGUUCCACCCUACCACUUGGACCAGUCCCCCCUCGGAGCCAAGUCAAGAUACUAUGAAGUCCUACAUCGAUUUUAUGGCGCGCCGGGAGUUAAUAGCGAACAAAAUAGAAAAGUUUGAUGACCAACCAGGGAACUAUCACGUCUGGAAGGAAUCUUUCCAGAAUAUGAUUAGACAUGACAACAUUACACCAAGCGAGUAACUUUCGUUAAUAACCGAGCACACCACCAAGAACUCUAAAAAACGUGUUCAGCAGUUGCGGAGUGCAUAUAUUAAAAAUCCAGCAAAGGGUGUAAUAGAAGUAUGGAAGAAACUUGACGAAAGUUUCGGAACCAGUAUUGUUAUAACUAAAGCAUAUCUUGAUAAGUUCACGGAUUUUCCGAAUAUUGGCUAUAAAGACGCAAGAAAGUUACAAGAGCUAGGUGAUCUCUUGCUAGAGUUACAAUGUGCCAAAAGUGACGGUAGUUUACCAGGUCUUAGAAUCCUCGACGAAGCCAUGUGCAUUAAACCCAUAAUAGCCAUGUUACCUGGGGAAGUACAAGGGCGAUGACAACGCCAUGCCUUUCAUUAUAAGACCGACCACGGAGUAGAGUACCCUCCCAUUGAAGAAUUUUCGAAAUUCGUGCAAAACCUUGCGCUUGAGAGAAAUGACCCAAAUUUGAACUUUUGAUGUUCUCGAAAGGGAAAAUCAUAAGUCUAGGAAUUCAGGUUCGAGGCAAAGACAAACAUACAGAACCGAAAUCGCCGACGAAGAAGAAAGUCGCAGAAAGAAUCUAACCCGCGAUCCCAUCAGAUGGUGUGAAAAACCGCACCCCUUAGCCAAGUGCAGAGCUUUCCGAGGCAAAUCACUGGAAGACAGAAAAUACCUGCUGAGGAAGAACCGAAUAUGCUUUCGUUGUGUGGCCUCAACAACCCAUGUAGCAAAGGAUUGUCGCAGUACCGUAAAGUGCUUGGAGUGUCAAAGUGACAAAUAUCUAACAAUCAUGCAUGCAGGAAAGCCACCGGAGCCAAAGGAAUCCGAAGUAAAAGAUCCGAACGUUGACAACCGACAAAGUCGAGACCCAUCAAUUCACGGCGGGGAGAACGAAGCCACAGCGAAGUGUACUGAGCUCUGUGGCAACGAACACCGUUGGCGAUCCUGCUCAAAAAUAUGCCUGGCCAACAUUUAUGCCAAGACUCAUCCAGAGAAGAAGAACAAAGUUUUCUUCGUUUUCGACGUACAAAGCAAUUGUACCCUCGCCAAACCAAAACUAUUUGACUUGUUAAGCAUAGAUGGCGAAGCCACUUCGUACACUCUAAAAACAUGCGCGGGUAAGUCCAAACUAGAAGGACGGUGCGCCAAGAACCUAGUGAUCGAAUCGUUGGAGGGGCGAAAAACCCACAAGCUUCCACCAGUAAUAGAGUGUGACGCCAUUCCAGAUAGUACAGAAGAGAUUCCUACGCCUGCUGUUGGCAGGGCACGCCCUCAUAUCAGAGAAACUGCUGACAAGAUUCCAUAAAUUGAUCCUGAAGCGGACAUUUUGCUGUUGGUAGGGAGAAAUGUGCCUCAGCUUCACAAGGUCUACGAGUCGAGAAACGGGAAAGGUGCCUCCCCAUGGGCACAGCGCGAUCCUGGGCAAAAUAUGUCUGGACGGCGCUCACCAACCUGCUGAUGUCUAAUCGUAUAAAACACAUACAUUACCAAAUGGACGGCCUUCGAUUUUAGAACCUUGCCCUAACGCCUUGAUUGUGAAACAACCUCCCGAGUACGACUCCAACUUCAAAGCAAAAGAGACGUUUAGUAAUGGAUACUUUGAUGACAGACUCGCAAAGAACGUUUUCGUACGCACUGAAAACGACGAUAAGCCAGGAAUGUCCGUGGAGGACAGGGAGUUUGUCGAAAUAAUCGAAAGCAAUUUGGAAAAGAACGACGCUGGAAAUUGGAACGCACCGCUGCCGUUCCGUCGCGAAGUGAUAACCUUGCCCGAAAGCCGCGGAGAGGCGUAUAAGAGACUUAAAUCUACAAGGAAAACGCUGGACCGAAAUCCGAUAAUGAAACAACACUACAUUGCAUUCAUGAAGAACCUGUUUGACAAAGGACACGCCGAACCAGUGCCGCCACAAAACCCAACGUUGUUGAAACCGUGUUGGAACCUGCCACACUUUGGGAUAUACCAUCCGCAGAAACCUGAUAAGAUCCGUGUGGUGUUCGAUUCCGCUGCCGAGAAUGGUGGUAUAUCCCUGAAUAAGUUGCUUUUAUCCGGUCCUGACCUUGCGAACAGUCUCCUCGGAGUUUUGUUGCGCUUCCGAAAGUAUUCUACUGCUUCAUGGCGGACAUAGAACAGAUGUUUCACUCCUUUGUUGUCCCUGAGGACCACAGGGGCUUCUUAUGGUUUCUCUGGUACGGCAAUAAUGAUCCAGAUGGGACGAUAGUUGAGUACAGAAUGAAGGUACAUAUAUUUGGAAAUACCUCUUCGCCAGCAAUUGCCACCUUUAGUCUACGUAAGACAGCAGAGGUCGAAGAGCCGAAGUUUGGUUCUGAUGCGAGGGAAUUCGUCGACAACGAUUUUUAUGUGGACGAUGGUUUGAAAUCCACGCUAAAUAGCCGACAAGCUAUCGACCUAUUGCAACGCACUCAAGCAUUGGAAAUCUACGUUUGCCCAAGAUAUCGUCCAAUGAUCCGAAAUGAACGGACGCGUUUUCUCCGGACGACAGAGCUGCAGACCUUCGUGAUAAAGAAACCGAGUUAUCAAACGCUUUUGUCAGUGAAGGAAAUGGCGACAGGGAGGGAGACGGCGUAAAUACAGCCUCGACCGAAAACAGUCAUAUCGAAAUAAAUUCACAUGAGACAUCGAACUACAACAAUGUACUCGACAGUAUACGAGACCUUGAACUGUGUUUUGUAAACAAAUUCGAUGAGCUUUUGCAGGAAAUUCGACAGUUCAAAACAACAGAAGAAACUAUCAGUGAAGACCGAAAUUCCUUAAUUAAAGAAAAUGGCAAACUGAAGCAAGAAAUCGACAUACUAUCGGACCAAGUCAAUAACUAUAAGUGUAUUGCAUCGGACUUAAACACGAAAGUUAAACAACUAGAAGAUGAACAGAAAAGUUUAAUAACAGCAAUCAAAAUUGUACAAAAUGAUUGCAAUACAAAUAAACAAAGUACAUGGUCAUGGAAUGUUGUUAAAAAUCGUAAGCCAAAUCAGAAUGAAAGCACACAACGUGGACAAAACUCUGGGGAAAAUAGUCACAAUGGACUAGCCAAGACAGAUAAUCAAUAUUCUGUUUUAGUUGAUGAAAGUGACGACGAGAUUAACAUAUUAUCUCAAAGUCGAUUACCUAAGAAUAGAAAUCAAUCUGAACCACCCAGGCACACCAUCAGGUCCAAUGAAGACAAAAGACGUAACUAUUCUGCGCCUAGAAAACAACAAGCAGACAACGACCGAAAUAACAACAACAACGAGCGAGCCCAAGAUUCUCGCACUCCGCGCGUAGGACAAUCAAGAGUUGCUAUUUUGGGCGAUUCUAUGCUUAAACAAAUAAACGCGAGACGAAUUCAACAAGGAAUGAAGCAUAAAAUUGAUGUAAAAACAUUUCCUGGUGCGGGAAUCAAAGAAAUGAAUCACUAUGUAAAACCAACGCUACUCACGGCACCAAAUAAGCUUAUUUUACACGUCGGAACCAAUGAUCUACAAAGAAUGACGCCAGAUGAAUUGUUGACACAUGUACAAAAACUUGGAGAGAGCAUUACUCGAGAAAACGGGAAUAUUGAAUUAGUUUUAUCAGAAAUCAUAACAAGAAAUGACGAUAAAACAUUGGCUGAUAAGGUAAACGAAUAUAACAAGGGAUUAGCCCAACUAUGUACAGAACGAAAUUGGUGUCUUAUCAGACACAAUAAUAUUGACGUAAACCAUUUAAAUAACUACGGACUGCACUUAAAUAAGCAGGGUACAUCAGUCUUAGCAAAAAACAUAAAGCAAUUUCUUAAUAGGAAUUGA
Molecule: messenger RNA, 4586 nt
Organism: Paramuricea clavata
Lineage: Eukaryota; Metazoa; Cnidaria; Anthozoa; Malacalcyonacea; Plexauridae
Source: the annotation of a GenBank genome assembly